AUGGCCACAGUAGCUCUGUCUGUUAUACAACGGGCCAUCACCAGUAUUAUCAACCGGACACCAUCUCGAUUGUUGAAGGAAAUAAUCUUAGUGGAUGAUUUCAACUCAAAUGGAGAACUAAAGGUACACUUGGAUGAGAAGAUUAAACUUUACAAUCAGAAGUAUCCGGGACUACUGAAAAUAAUAUGGCACCCUGAGAGGAAAGGUCUUGCUCAAGCCCUCAACAGUGGCUGGGAAGCUGCCACAGCAGAUGUGGUCGUCAUUUUGGGUGCUCACAUUGAAGUCAAUGUUGGAUGGGCAGAGCCAAUCUUGGCUCAGAUUCAGGAAGACCACACCGUGAUUGUGUCUCCUGUGUUUGACAACAUUCAUUUAGACACCUUUGAACUGGGUAAGUAUCAACUGGCAGUUGAUGGGUUUAACUGGGAACUCUGGCACCUCCAUAAUGCACUGCCACAAGCCUGAAUUGAUCUGCCUGAUGUCACUGCCCUAGUGAAGAGUCCUUCAAUCUUGGGCAUCUUGGCUGCUAACAGGCUCUUCCUGGGAGAGAUCAGGUCUCUGGAUAGUGGAAUGCUCAUCUGAGGAGAGAACAUGGAACUUAGCCUAAGGGUGGAUACAUUUCCUUUCACUUUAUGGGACAAAGUAGAAAUGGAAAUAGAAAGGUAG
This is a messenger RNA of Cebus imitator (Panamanian white-faced capuchin), 663 nucleotides long. RefSeq names its product polypeptide N-acetylgalactosaminyltransferase 8 (gene GALNT8). Gene Ontology annotation, cellular component: Golgi apparatus. The record is from RefSeq and is a predicted model, not a curated record. Lineage: Eukaryota; Metazoa; Chordata; Mammalia; Primates; Cebidae.